Molecule: messenger RNA, 600 nt
Organism: Thelazia callipaeda (thelaziosis nematode)
Lineage: Eukaryota; Metazoa; Nematoda; Chromadorea; Rhabditida; Thelaziidae
Source: the annotation of a GenBank genome assembly
AUGUCUUUAGAUAAUCAUCUAUUCAAUUUGAAAUUUGCUUCUAAAGAAUUACAACGAAAUGCGAAAAAGUGUGAAAAAGAAGAAAAAGCAGAGAAGACAAAAUUAACAGCUGCUAUAAAGAAAGGUAAUAUGGAAGUAGCUCAAGUACAUGCCGAAAAUGCUAUACGUAAGAAGAACGAAUCACUAAAUUACUUGAGGAUGUCAGCACGAAUUGAUGCCGUAGCAGCGCGUGUACAGACUGCAGCCACACAAAAGCGCGUAACUCAAAGUAUGUCUGGUGUAGUGAAAGCAAUGGAAUCAGCUUUACGUUCUAUGAAUCUGGAAAAGGUGCAGAAUUUAAUGGAUCGUUUUGAGAAAGAUUUUGAAAAUUUGGAUGUACAAUCUGCUACUAUGGAAGGUUCCAUGACAGCUACGACUACGUUGAAUGCACCGCAGGCUCAAGUCAACGCUCUUAUACAAGAAGCAGCGGAUAAAGCUGGCUUGGAAUUAAACUUGGAAAUGCCAGCUGGUGCAACUACAGCGCUUGGUGGUAAAAUUUCUGCCUCGGCUAAGGAAAAUGAUGAAUUAACUCAACGCCUUGCAGCAUUACGACAAAAUUAA